Messenger RNA from Rosa chinensis, 1532 nucleotides. RefSeq names its product dehydrodolichyl diphosphate synthase CPT3. NCBI's taxonomy places the organism in Eukaryota, Viridiplantae, Streptophyta, Magnoliopsida, Rosales, Rosaceae. Gene Ontology annotation, cellular component: endoplasmic reticulum. The record is from RefSeq and is a predicted model, not a curated record. Bases 441 to 1313 code for a protein of 290 amino acids. Gene Ontology annotation, biological process: polyprenol biosynthetic process. The transcript is spliced from 4 exons.
GUCAAGCCCACCCGAAGUCCCAGACAACAAAACUUGAGCACCCCCGAGUGUCCCCGACGAAGACUCUCACACUCCCUCUCAGUCUCUCACGUACUAUACUGCUCUAAGAGAUCACACCUUAGAUGUUAGAUCCAUAGUUUUGUCUUCUACUCUUCUUCUUCUUCUUCUUCUUCUUCAAUUUGGGGCAAUCAAUCAAUUCAAUUGGAUUGAGGAUUGUUCUGUGUGCCAUCGAUGUGAGAUUGAGGAAUGAUGACGGUAGAGUUAUUUGCGGUGGAACUUGCUGACGAAAAUGAUACGAGUCAAACGUAUGAUUAGCCAAGGAGUUAUAGAGCAAAGUUCAUUGACAUCUACUGCUGAUUUUGUUCUUUGGUUUUGUAUAGAUACACGUUUGAGGGUCAUAUAAAUUAUAGCAGAACCCAGCAGUUGUACAGGAUUCUAGGAUGGAGAAAAGAAAUGGCAAUAGCGCAAACCAGAUUUUUUGGAGCAUAGUUAGUUUCUUAAGGAGAUGUCUUUUUCUUGUGAUUUGUGCUUGUCCUAUACCUCAUCACAUUGCCUUCAUCAUGGACGGAAAUAGAAGGUAUGCUAAAAAGCAGAAGUUGAUGGAAGGGACUGGACAUAGGGUUGGUUUUGUAGCUCUCAUGUCCAUGCUCAAGUACUGUUAUGAGUUGGGUGUGAGAUAUGUAACAAUAUAUGCUUUUAGUAUUGAGAACUUCAAAAGGCAACCUGAAGAGGUUCAAUCCUUGAUGGACCUGAUGCAGGAGAAAAUCGAAGGGUUAAUUAAAGAAGAGAGCAUUGUUAAUCGCUAUGGAGUUAAGGUGCACUUUAUUGGGAACCUAAAACUCUUGAGCGAACCUGUCAGGUUGGCUGCAGAGAGGGCUAUGGUGGCAACUGCAAAUAACUCUAGAGGAGUGCUAUCAAUAUGUAUUGCCUACACAUCUACUGAUGAGAUUGUGCAUGCCGUUCAAGAGUCAUGUGAAGAAAAAUGGAAUGAAAUUAGUGCAUUGAAUGCUAGUGGAGCUGGGUAUGGUCUAGAUAAAUUUGGAGGGAAUGAGAAGGAUGAAAGGGAAAACAUUGUAAAAUUGACAGAUAUUGAAAGGCAUAUGUAUAUGGCAGUUGCUCCGGACCCUGAUAUAUUAAUUCGUACUUCUGGGGAGACCCGCUUGAGCAACUUUCUUCUGUGGCAGAGUGCAUACUGUUGUUUGUACUGUCCCUCCGUGCUCUGGCCUGAGAUUGGAUUUCGGCAUUUUGUUUGGGCAAUCUUGAACUUUCAGUGUAACCGCUUAUAUCUGGAAAGAAAAAAGAAACAGUCAUAACUCUGUUGAAUGAUCUCUGCUUUUAAUGGACUACCAUUCAGUGUAACAAAUACAGAUUAAAUGCAGGCUGGUACAGUUUUUUAGUGCUCUUGCCUGUAGUGCUUACCUGAGAUUGUAAAAUGAUAUCUGCUGUAUUGUAAGAAUUUUUUGCUCAACACAGUAGCAUAGAUUUUGGUGUGUGAUAUAUUGAUCUGCAUAGUUGACAUUUUGCGGCUGUGA